CAUGACUGUACAGCACCACGAAGCCUCCCAACUGUACACACACUCGCACGCACGUCUCUCUCCACAACAGGCAGGCUAUGCAGCUAUCCAUCGUCCCUCCGCUAUUAUAUUUACACGUCCUCCUGCACAUUGCCCGUCCCCAGCUUCACAUACGCAUCACCCACCCUACUCAGCAAGUCAACAUCCGUCAAAUCAAGUGGCGUCGAAUCGUUGCCCCGCAUCACCGUCUCAGCAACAUAGCUCUUCCGGUGACCCGAAUACGCCCCGGCCUUCUCCAGCCACAGACAGCAAGACGGAUAUUGGCAGCCGGCACCAGCCUCGGGCGCCCCGUCUGGCAGCCGCUGCACCGCACACCCAGGCAGGUACCUCUCGGCCGCGGCGGCCUGCUCGAUCGUCCACAGGACGCAAUUGUUGCUCCAGUCCUCGGCAAAGAAGCCAGUGAACCCGGUGGCGAACCAGGCGUAGACGAGGCAGUGCUGCGUCUCGGCGCAGGUGGCCUUGCACUCGAAUUGCGACGAGGUGGUGAAGGCCCACACGGACGCAUAUCUGAGCUCGGGGUGGGCGGCUGCCGUGCCGGGGGCCCCUGGGAUGGGCGUGAGGUUGCUGUAGUCCUCAAAGUCGGUCAGGAAGGCCUCAGUGCCGUUGUACGAGACGAAGGGGAACACCGACCCAUAGACACCGGCCGUGGGCUGCCACGAAUCGACGAGAAGGUGGGAGAAGCCAGAGUUGGGUGGCAGCGGGGCCAGCUGUGUUGUGAGGCUGGAGAGAUAGUCCUGGACAGCUCCGGCGAGGUGGGUGAAGCAGUAGGUCUGCUGUGUGAAGGUCACGCACCGACCCCGCCACGACAGAGGGAUGGCCGGCAGCUGGAACUGCGAGAAGGGCGUGUCUGUGGUGGCGUUGGCGGCCACGAAGGCCUCGUGCCACACACUGACCACACACCCGCCCCCAUCGGUCCGGCUCGCACACGACUGCUCACAUUCACUUCUCGUCGCCGUGUAGGGCCAAGCCCAGCCCUCAGUGGCCUCCAAUUGUAGGCGAUAGAAGCCGUCUGUCCGGUUCUCGUAGCACACGAUGUCUGGGCCCGGCGCGCCGACCACUUGUGUGAGAGGCGUGACGUGGCUGUACUGCCAGUAGGGUGGGUAGUCGCAUACGCCUGAGGAGAAGAUGCAGUACUGGCCGGGGGGGCAGUCGUCGUCGAUCUGGCAGCACCCCCCGCCGCCACGUGGAGAUAUGGACGAGUGGCAGUGGCUCGAGCAGGAUGGGCCGAAGGAACCUAUUUGUGUGGAUGCAGGGACAAUGAGAGCUGUGUCGUCCAUCGGUGUGUGCCUUGGGGGAUACCAGGUGAGCAGACGCACGUGCCAUUGACGAGACAGACACCCUGGCCGCUACAGGGCACAGGCACUGACGGGAAGUAACGAUUGUUGCCCGCCGGGCACACCUGCACACGCACAGAAAGGGGCCGUGUGAAGCUCAUAAAUCGGCUCCCAUUUGGCUGACCUCAUGUCCACAGUGGCAAGGUGUGGGUGUGUUGUUGUAGAGGCCGAACACAUCUUCAGGCAUCAGCUCGUUGCGGUACAGCGUGGCCUUGGCAAUCCGGCCAGAGAAGAAGGGGCUCUUCAGGAAUCGACCCCUCAGCACCUGCACCUCCUUGAUGCCGAAGAUGGGCUGACCAGUCGCGGGAAAGUUCUCCUGUGGCGUCUGCAGGUCCAGCAGCACAUAUCUCGCAUUCGCAAUCGGGUUCAGGUACACCAGAGCGGCCUCGCGCAGCCUGGCGGUGUCGACAACGACUGUGCGGACGAGCGACGCGGGGUUGGUGAGGGUGGCCAGAGUGGUGGAGAGGUAGACGUCAAAUUGCUGCGGGGGGUAGUCCCAGAUGAUCUCUAUCGUCCCGACUCCCUGUACGGCCCCCAGGUCGACCUGCCAUGUGGCCGUGGCGACACCGUCCUGCGAGAGCCAUGAUGUGUCGAUGAGGCCGUCGACUGCGCUGCCUGCCUCCCUGGCGACGCUGUAUGAGCUGCUGGCCGAUGCGGGCUGGCCCUGCGCCAGCAGGAUGGCCGUGCUGUGGAGGCCGAAGAGGAUGUCACUCGUGCUGUCGAAUGAGGCGUGGGGGGUGCCCGCUGCCGUCUGAUAAGGGCUGCCGUACUGGACAACACACGCACAAAAAGGACGGCGUGUGUAUGCGUGUAUCCGCAUGUGUGUGUGUGUGCGGUAGCUCACCACGACGCCGUUUCGAUAGAGUGUGACGGUUUGGUUUGCCCCCCACGUGGCCACGAUGUGCACCAUUUGCCCCGUCUCGUCGGCGUAGACCGGGCCAGCCCAUCCUACAGGCGUCGCCCUGUUGGGAUCGUCGCUGUCGAUACGCCACUGGCCUGUGCCAUCGCCCCCCUCAAACACGAUCGCGUCGAAUUGCUGAAACCACACAGACACACGGCUAUAUCUUGUUGUUCGAUUCGCUGUCGUCGGCUCCACUGACCGAUCCAUCGGCGGUUUGCACGGACAUGACGCCGCCCCCUCCCUGAUUCACCCACACUCGCGCCUCUCGCAGCCCGAAAGCGUCACAGCCGAGAUGGUAGGGGGUCGCCGGCGCACUCAUUGCCGGAGCUGUGCAGCCGGCGUGGAACGACGUGGCAAUGACGCGGACGAAGCGAGCGUUGCCGAUGAGGGGGGAGUCGUACGUGGCAUUGACCGUCGGGGCCUGGAAAAGGAGAAGGACCACAGAGAAAGGAACUAAGGGUGCUUGUGGCGCUGUGGUGGUGUCUCGCUGUCUUCUCACCGGUAUGUUGAUGGUAUCCAUGGUGACGUAUGUGCCGGGGUUGUCCGGGGCGUCCCGGUCGACAGAGUACUGGAUGGAGUAGGUCUUUGGCUCGUACCACCACUUGAGUGUGACGGCCGACAGCGGCUGGAUGUACUCGAGAUCGAUGUCGAUGUGGGCGGGCGCCUCACCCAGCGCAGAAACCCACGAGGUGUCGUCGUUAUCGUCAAGCGCCCACUCGGCCGGGUAUUGCCACGUCGACGAGGCCGUCACCGACGCGCCCACAGCCACAUUAUAGUUGAGCGAGGUGCGGAACUCCUGUGCGUGACAGACAUCCACAAACUUAUUUAUCGCGUCUUUUUUGUCUCUCUAUGCAACUGACCUUGACGCCGAUUUGCAGGAAUCCAUUCUCGUUGAGUGUGAGAGUGUUGGUGACCUCCAGUCUCACAUACCGACCCACGGCGAGGAAGGCGUGUGUGGUCUGGUCCAGCGUGUUGGCCGCCACCGAGUCGACAAGCAGCGCACUAGCCGUGCCGAAGUCGACAGUGUCGUUGGCCAACCAGAGGUUGAAUGACCGUGCCUUGAGGUCCCAGUCGAUCUCGAUGCCCUCCAGCUCGAACGUGCCGCCCAUGUCCACUGUCCAUGUGGCUGACGUGAGGCCCUCCUGCGCUCGCCAGGCGGUCGUGUCGUCGCCGUCGUUGGCGUUCGUGGCGACGUAGGUGGCGUUGGCCUCAGUCGAUGCUGUGGCCGGUUCGCCAAGGGCACUGUUCGUACCUGAGACCACCCAGUGAGGCGUGUGGGUGAGCGUGUGUGUCGUGCCGUGUCGUGUGAGUCAUUGAGACUUGCCUUGGUCGACUUUGAAUUCCUUGAUGGCGUAGAGGGGCUGCUCGAGUGUCCGCUGCGCAUCCAUCGGACGCAACAAGUCCAACCUGAUCAACACACACACAUCCAUACAUUCCCGCGUAUCGUCUGUGCGCAGGCACCACACGACGAGGCUCACUUGACGUAUCUGGCGGAGAGCCGCACAUUGGCCUGUGUGUGGUACACCAGCUGGGUGGUGUUGUAGAUCAGCUCCUCGGCCAGCAGUGUCCAGGCCACGUUGUCCACCGACCCACUGAUGCGGAAGUGAGCAGCGGGGUACAGCCAGUGGAUGUAAAUGCCGCCCUUGAAGACCUGCACCGAGGCCAGGUCCACCUUUAGCUCGGCCGUCUGCGCCUCAACGCGAGAGUACCAGCUGGUGUCGAAGUCGCCGUCGAGUGCGUUUGUGAGGGGAUAGGACCAGUAGGGGUUGCCUGGGGCAGCUGACAGGGUGUGAGGGACGCCACUGGCGAUGCCUUCGAGUUCAUAGAUACCUGAAGAAGAAGAAUCGAGAACACGUCAGAUAAGGAUAAGGAAACUACACAUCAUUUUGUCAUUCUGCCCGCCUUACCAAUGAGAGUGAGUCCGUAGUAGGUGGAUGCAGGUGCGGCAGUCGUGAUGUCGACCGACACAAGCUGCCCCGUCAGCCCCACGGGCAUCGUGUAGGUCGUGUUGUAGUCACUGUUGCCCACCACCGUCUCAACGACAGCCCCGUCCACUGCUAUGGUGAAGUCGGCAGCGGGGUACUUCCACAGGAUGGUGAUGGUGUCAAUCGGCUGCACGCUGCCGAUGUCGGCUUCGAAGGUCAAUGCGUCCUGACCAAAGGGGCCAAGCCAGAAGGUCUGCAGCUGCUGAUCUGAAAGACGACACACGCACACACACAUUCGCCAGUUGAUGGAUCCUCAUAGUGCAUUCAGUCUCACCUAUGGCGGCGAAUGGCAGGUACUCUUGUGCGGGGCUGCUGUAAGUCCAGUGUGGUGGGGCGGUGCCGGCGACGGUCUGCACGCCUGCGCCCACAUCGACCGCCUCGUACAGCUCGAUCUCUUGUAUGCCGAAGGCCGGCCACCCGCUGCCGUCGACGUCAAUGGGCUGACGCAGCCGCAGGGUGAGGAACUGACCUGACACGUAUAACACACAGAGAGAGCACCGGUGUCGAUUCUCAUUUCCUUUUCGCCCCCCAUGUAUCCGCUUACAAUCGAACAGCCGCGAGAGCUGAACGAAUGCAGCCACAUUGCCCGUGAAGGCCUCGACAGUGACGUCGCUCCCUCCUCCCACUCGGCUGAUCACAUCGACCUCCCCAGCGGCAUACUCAAAGUCCACCCGCAGUCCCACCAGCUGCCGCACGCCGCUCAGAUCAACUUGCACCGUCGCCUCGGUGAUGUUGGGGAGAGUGCGCCAGUAAGUGGCCAGGUUGCCGUCGACGGUGUUGUUUGGCGGGUGAGUGUCGAUCAUGUCGACAGACGAUGCGGUUGCCGGCCUGUUGAGGGCUGCGUUGCGGGCGGGUAUGAGGUAGAUCUCGAAUAGCCCGAUGCGGCGGAAGUUGGAGGGGUCGCGCUGAACGCCAUUGAAGGUCUCGAGGUAGAGGUAGCGAGCUCGGAAAUAUCCCCUCCGAGUGUUGGUGUCGUCGGUGUUGCCGCUGAGGGACAUGUAUGUGCUCGUGAAGACGCCCGCCUCGGAGAUGCGGAUCUCAUACGACUGAUGAUAACACACACAAAAACAGAAAAUGGGGCAAUGACUGCAUUUCCCCUGCUGCCUGCCUGCCUGCCUGCCCGGCCUCUUACCUCAGCUCGAUACAUCCAUCGUAGAUCGAUGCCCAUGAGCUCCUGCACGCUGCCCAGGUCGAUUGUCAGCGUGGCCGUCACCUGGUUGGGCAGCGUCAUCCAGUAGGUCGACAUCAAGCCGUCGGCACCCAGGGCUGCACCGUAGCCCGCCUCCUCCGACGUCGCCGUCACCGACACACCGGCCCGAGCAGCAGGAUUCAGCUGAUAGACACGAAUUUCUGAAGCCCCCAAUAUGGGCUGCAUUGAGAGAGACAUCCCACACAGACAGAAACGCGCGUCUCCGAUUUCUUCAUUUACUUGUUUCAUUCCAACAUGUACCUGGUCAUCGAAGUCAUUGAGAGCAGCUUGUGUGAUGGCGAUCCGCACGUAUCUCGCCGUGAACUGAGCCUCGACCUCGCUGCUGCUAGCUGCGUUGCCGGCCACGGUGGCCCGUGUGGUCCAUGUGGUGCUGUCAGGUGAGCUCUGGACGGUGAAGUCCUGCGCGGGCCAGGUCCAGUCGAUGCCGAUGCCCUGGAUGUCGUACGACGCCUCCAAGUCGAUAUCAACCGACGCCGCAUUCGUGUUGGCCUCUGUAAGCCACGUUGUGUUGGUGUCGGUGUCGACGAGGUUGGCGGCUGGAUGUGUGAUGACCACUGGCGUCACGAGGGCGGUGUGUGUGGCGGCGGUGCGCUGGUUGAACGCCCCGUUGAUGGCUGUGUAGACCUCAAAUGACGUCAGCCCGAUGACCUGGCGGCCGGAGGGAUUGGUGAACCCGCCCGUGGCACUCACAUCCAGCUGAAUAUACCUGUGCACACAGACACAGCAACAGCAAGGGCAAGGGCAAAGAAUGCAAUUGUGCUGAGUGCGUGUGUGUCACUUGCGGACCUGAACGUGCCGACGUGGUUGACUUCCACGUCGAGCGGUGCGGAUAUGUCCGUCUUGCUGUAGAAGGUCGUCCAUGUGGAUAGGUCAGUCGACCCAAGAAGAUCGUAGAAAAGACCCGGAUACUUCCACCUCAGGAUGAAGGUGGCGCACUCGCGCGUCGCGUUGAGGGCAAACUGACACAGCACCACACGCAUGCAGAGCAGUCUAUCGUGACCACUGGUGGCUGUUCUCUCGGCGCCGUACCAGUAUGUUAGCCUUUUGCAGGUCGGCUACGCCCCCCGCCUCCCACCAUGUGUUGGGGUCGCCAUCGACGGCGUAGUUGACGGGCUGCGGCCAGCCGGGCGGGUCUGACGUCCUGUGGGUGAAGGUAUUGCCAAAGACGUCCUCGCCCGUCGCUUCCGCAUAUAUGCCCUACACACACGGAUUGAAUUGAAGCACACGUGUGUGGAUGGAUGGAUGGAUGGAUGGAGGGUUGCGUACCAGUGCGAUGUUGUUUGUGUCGCGCAGCUUGACGGUGACCUCCUGUAUGCCGAUCACCGGCAGGCCGAAUCCGUCCGUCUGGCCGUUCUGCGUCACGUCGAUCUUCAGAUACCGCGCCACGAACAUCUGUGUGACGGAGUGGCUCGCAGACGACUCCAUCGUGUAGCUGGCCAACGUCGUCCAUGUCGCAUCAUCUGCACCAACAGCAACAUCACAGCGUCGCGCUCGCAUGCACAGCACACACGUCAAUUACCAGUUGAGUGUUGGAUGGAGAAGUCUCUGGCGUAGUAUUCCCAAUCGACGGAAGUCUUGACGACCGUAUCUGCGGUCCCCAGGUCCACCUUGAACACCGCCGCAGUGGUGCCGGACGGCGUCAGCCAGUAUGUCGCCAGCGACCCAUCCACGGCAUUCGAUGACGGAUGCAGCAGCGCCUUGGCCUCAUUUGUCGCACUGCAAACAGACAGACAGACAGACACACCCGUUGUCCGCAUGUGCGUGUGUGUCCCGUCCGUCCAUCCACUCACGUGAUGGGCUGUCUGUGCGCGAGGUUCUUGGCGGCCUCCCAUACGGUCACCUCGUUGACAGUGAAUGCCGGCCAUCCAUCCCCCUGUGGCCCCACGCCGGUCGGCCCCUCCACAGCCACACGCACAUACCGACCCCUCGCGGAUGACGGCACAGCAGCGAAGUCGGUGACGUUGGUGCCUGGAGGGAGGGAUGCAUCGCCGUCGAGGAGGGUGAAUGUGGCGUUGUCGUCAGAGAUGGAGAGGUUGAAAGCUGCGGGUGCGUCCUCCCAUAGGAUGGUGAUGUUGUCAAUCAGACGCUCCGUGCCGAGAUCGACGUACCUGCAUUCAUACAUACACACAUGUGGGUGGAGGUGGGAUGGUCGUGUGGUUGGGGUGUGUGUGUGAGAUGUUGUCACCAGUUUGCGUGUGUUUGCUUUGGUCCUGAUGCCCAGUAGGUGUUGGGAUCGCCAUCGACGGCGAGGCUCGCGGGAUACUCUUCCAUGUCAUUCGUGUCAGUGCCAUACGCCACUUGACCCUGACAACACACACAUACAUACCGGCACAACAACACACAUCGGAGAUACACACAUACCCUGACACAUCUCGAUGAUCCUCACCAGUGCCACAUUAGUUCCCCUGCCGAAGGCAGUCAGCUCCCUCACCGCCACAAACACCCGAUUGUCCAGCAUCUCAGCACCCUCUAUGAGCUCCAGACGCACAAACUGGACCAACGGCGGCGACGCGGCAUCCGCCUCAAAGUCCGUCAAGGCCACCCCUCCCCCGCCCCCAGUGUAGCUCUGCUGCACCACAUACGUCGCCGGCAGCCCGUCGGGCGAGGUCUCGAGUGUGAAUGCGGCAGGGGAUGCCUUCCACGUGAGGCGGAUGACGUCGAUGGCCACAGCGGGGCCGCCGAGGUCGACCAGCAGAAUGGCCGUGUCGGUGCCGGGCGGCAGGGCCCAGUAGGUCAGUGGAUCGCCGUCCACUGCCAGCUCAGGGGAGUACUCGGCCUUUGCGAAGACGGUCCCCGAUUUGAAGUGCGACAGAAUGAUGUCUGCGUAGGUCUCGACUUCCUUGACGGCCAGCAUCGGGCCGAAGUCAGGGUGGCUAAAUGCGGGAGACGACAGCUGCAGCUGAAAGAAUCGCCCCGCGCUGGGCACGAGGAAGUCCAGGUCGUAUUGGUCGUUGGUGUUGUUCUGCUGGAAGAGGACCCAGGUGGAUGUGCCGUCGAGUUGUGUGCGGAGGGUGUAUGACUGAGGGGGCCAGGCGAAGAAGACCUUGACACGGCCCAGGUUCGUGUCGGUGCCCAGGUCGAUGAGCACUUCUGCGGAUGUCUGGCCCAGCUGGGCGGCCCAGUAGGUAGACAAAUCGCUGUCAACCACCUUCUCUGAUUGUGGAAAGAUACACGACAGGAGAUACAUGGAUGGUUGUCAGUCUCCAUUUCCAUGUGCUUGCCUGGCAAGACGGUCUCUUCCCAUAGGCUGUUUGUGGUGACGGGCUUCCCUGCAGCGGCGUUGGUGGCGGCCUCCUCUGUCGACACACGCACCCACACCUCCAGACUCUUCUCUGUCAAAGCCCCGUCAGCAAGAUUGCCCAGCGGCUCCGUACGCACGUACUGCUCCUGCACACACACACACACACACACACACACGCGCAGAGAGUCUAGUCUGUCUGCAGGCUCAUCCACGUCGCCGUGUCAUCCACACACCUGUGACUUGUUGAGUUGCAGCUCGUUGUCCCGCACCUCGGCCCCCUGAUAGGCCGACCCAUUCAGAUUCCCAAACAGAUCCCUUAACGGGUCGACCGGCAGACCCGCCUCAUCGGUCUGAGUGAAUGGCCACUCGGCCAAAGGUGAGUAGCACGCCUCGCGACUGGUGAACUCGCAGAUAGAGUUCAAGCAGGCCAUCUCGUCAGACCACACAGUGCCGUUGGUGGCGCUGAAUUUGCUCAGGAUGGCGUCGUUGAUCAGAGAGGGGACAGUGUUGCUGAGCAUGUUGGGAGCGCAGAGUGCCCCAUAAAUGGGGAAUGGGCGGCCGGGGCACUCAGCGAGGUAGUGUGUGGCGAGGCCGCUGAAGAGCCUCGUGACAGGGAAGCCCGUGUUGGUCAGGAUCUCGGUCUCGCAAUGGGUCCAUGGAUCGAUGCCGUCCCCAAUGGCUCUCGACACACAGUCGUACACCUGAUCCUUCUGCAGCAGGGUGAGCUCCUCCAUGUUGAUGCCGGCCAGCAGACACGUCGAGCAUGCGGCCCCGUCAGGGUAGUGCAGCAGCGGCACGGCCAGCGGUACGCCGCAAUCGAGGGCGCAGUCGCCUUCGGGGUACUGCUCAAGACAGCUAUAGCAGUCGGGGCGGUCGGCCGUCACUGUCCGCUCUGGGAACACAUUGAGGGUCUGCGAGAGGUUGCGAGUGCUCGGAUACAGUGUUCCUGACACACACACGCAAAUCGAUCCAUUGACAGUGUCUAGCACGACGUUGCUUCACACCUACCGGUAGAGCAGUCGCAGUCAUCUCCCCAGAUGUACCCAUCGGGAGCCCUGAAUGACGGCAGGCCCGUGACGUCAUCGAGGUACAGCCCGCCCUCAGGCGUCCGCACCGGAUCGCGACCCCACCGGUAGGGAGACGACGGAUCGAUGCCGAAAUUGGAGGGCGUUGGCGUGAGCGGAUUGCCGAUCCGAUACAUCUGACACAUAGAGACAAGGAAAGGACGGCGGGAAUGAUAAACGGACGCGUGUGCAAUGUACGUGUUGUGUGUUGCGUGCGUGGAUUGUUGUGCGUGCCGACCGUGCGUGCUCUGCAUGUGCCGAAUGGGAGUAUGAGGUUGCAGUGGGAGUUGUAUUUGCAACCCGUGCACAGGGUGUGCUUCUGGAAGGUGUCCGGCAGCGAUGCACCGAAAUCCCACGUCAUGUUGGACGUCUCGAAACAGCGACAAGUGGUGCCGUAACGAAGCGCACAACUGCACAGGGGAAAAACCAGACAUGUGUGCAUUAUCUGUGUCCAUGCCGCUCCAUGUGUGUGUUGCGCUGGUGCUCACUCGUAUUGGUAUCCGUUGACAUAGAGCUUCUGCAGGUCGAAGUACCUCACACACUUCUCGCAUGAGCAGUGACCAAAGUAGAACCUCAUGGGAUCGGUCGCGUGCUCCGUCACGCACCACUGGGUCUCGCUCUUGGAUUGGAACAAACUACCCUUUCCAGCCUUGUUGAGGAUGAAGGCGUCCUGAAUCACCUCUUUCCGCUGGCCCUCCCCGUCCGUCACCCACAGAGCUGCCGUCGAGGCAGGAAAGCGGACCUCCCUCACGCAGCCCAGCCAGUAGGGGUGCAGGGGGUCCCAGCUGACCUCGCCCCCUUUGCACGUCACCCCAUCCAGCGGCGGUGCGCCUUCGAAGUGCGCGGCGAUGCGGAUUUCCUUGCGGGCGGCGUUCUGGAUGUGUAUCUUCUCGUCCAGUGGGUCGCUGGAUGUGGACUCGCACGACGUGAUGUUUGAUGCCGGGCAUGCCCGCGUCUCGGUGAAUUGCCAUGAGAGGAUGUCGACGGCGAAGCACUCGGGGGAGCCGCACGCGCCGGUGAAGCCGACGUAGGAGCGGCCGGGGCCUUUCUCGUCUGGCAGCAGGUCACCGCCCUGAGACGAGGUGGCUGUGAGGGUGUUGCCGGGAUUGGGGUCAGCGAUGUUGUUGAUGUCCACCGGCACACGCAAUACCUGCAGUGAGAGCAAGUAUUCUUGCCUAUAUGUUGCUGUGUUGGUGUGUGUGGUCACCUCUAUCUCGUCGACGGUGACGAUGAGCAGCCCGAGGUCCCCCCUUGCCCAGCUGUCGAGCCAUUCUGGGUUGAGCCGGGUGAUGUGUGUGGAGGUGGGCAGCAGAUCGUCGAACGACACUUCCCGGCUGAACGAUAUAAACACCUCGUGAGUGCCUGAAGAGAGCCAAGGACCAACAAGGACACACAAAGUCUGCCUAGCCCCUGUGUGCAUUGGUGCCCCUCACCUACCUUGUUUGAGGUCUGGCAGGUCCCUCCCCUUGUGUAUCUCGUUGGCAUGGUUGUCCUGAUUGGCGGCCGUGAUCCUCGACUGCACCGACAGAUGGUUGGCGUUCGGGUCCAUCGCAUCAGCGUCCCUGUACGUGUCAAACUCAAUAGCCAGUCCCUGCGUCAGCCGAUAGCCGAGCCCGUCCUCUCCUGUUGGCCAGAAGGCCACCGCCCCAGAGCCUACAUCCGUCAGCAGCACGUUCUGCAGCACAAAGGCGAACCCCUGCUGGGCGCUGUCGAAGCACCACCUCGAUGGCAUAGACGCCGCAGUGCAGUGCACCGACUUGUGCAGCAGCAUGAAGGUGAAGCGGGUCGAGAAGCCGUAGGUGAUGAGCUGGCGAAAUCGGUAGAUAGCCGCUCCCCAGGCCAGCUCGUCGAUGGCGCGCUUGGAGGCCGAUGGGGCCACCACUCUGAGGCCAUAGUGGCAGAACUGAUCUCGGUCAUGCGGCACGACGGCCGAGUCAUCAUCUGGGAAGAAGUCGGUGGUGAUGUAUGAGGCGACGAAGUUGUUGUUGGUGACGUUGGCUGCGAAUGGGUUGUCGAGGUAGUCUUGGGCGAGGUAGGUUUGGAAGGGGUAGGAGGGCGGCACACGCAGCUGUGUGAAGAAGAAGGGCUCCGACGUGUUGCCGUAGGGCACAUUGCGCGGGCAGGUCUCCUGCACACACACACACACACACUCACCAUCCAUUCAUGAAUGAAUCACCCUCGCUGAACGUACCUCGAAUGAUCCGCUGAAGAAGUCAAACGUGGCAUCUUCGAUGAGGUGGAAGUUGUUGGGGCCGUUCGUCUCAAGCUCGUCACGAAAGCUGACGAAGUUAAAGUCUGCAGCAGCGAAGGGCAGCAGGAGCAGACAGAUCAGCAAGGACAGGUGCUGCAUUCACAGGCUACUAGAAGAUGCCCAGAUCACUUUGGCAAUGGAUAGAUCCAUAGAUCCGUCAUCAGGGAUCUGGGUUGGGCAGUGCAAGUGUCCCGAGAUAUGAAAUGUCCCAGGCUCCGAGCUGGACUCAUCACCCAGCAGCGUCCCCUCU
Vitrella brassicaformis is the source of this 12275-nucleotide messenger RNA. NCBI's taxonomy places the organism in Eukaryota, Vitrellaceae. The record is from the annotation of a GenBank genome assembly.